This is a messenger RNA of Sclerotinia sclerotiorum 1980 UF-70, 429 nucleotides long. RefSeq lists its product with no specific name. The record is from RefSeq and is a predicted model, not a curated record. NCBI's taxonomy places the organism in Eukaryota, Fungi, Ascomycota, Leotiomycetes, Helotiales, Sclerotiniaceae. The transcript is spliced from 2 exons. The coding region runs from base 1 to 429 and encodes 142 amino acids.
AUGCUUUCUACGUUCUGUUUGAUGGCCAGUGGCCACCCACUCGCGAAGUCCGCGUCAGGAACAUGGCUGAAGGGGCGCUCAGCCAUGGCGACACCAAACGAUAGCAGCAUAUUGAAGGCAUCUGGGAUCUGUUGCGACUAUCUUUACGUGCACCGGUCAUCAAUGAGAAGACCUCAUUAUCGCAAGGAGAGGAUUGUGAAGAACGCAGCUUUAUCAAUCAAGAGUUGCAACGUGCCAUGCGCGCCUAAGGCCUUCACGGGCUAUCGAGUGUCCAGCAAAGCUAUUGAUUACGGUGGCGAGUUUCGUUUUCAACUUGACACAAGUUCACACAUUUUUAUAUCGAUGAAAACCCAUCUAGGAUUCUUCGCAGUCGAGUAUCUAAAAUGGAAAUCUUCAAACUUCCAGAAUCUACUGAGAAGGAGAGUCUAA